This is a messenger RNA of Schistosoma bovis, 768 nucleotides long. NCBI's taxonomy places the organism in Eukaryota, Metazoa, Platyhelminthes, Trematoda, Strigeidida, Schistosomatidae. The record is from the annotation of a GenBank genome assembly.
AUGAUGAACAUUGGACUUCACGCGGUUUAUGCAGAAUUUUGCCGCGAGAUGGAGAGUUUUUGUCCGGAAUGCUUGCGUUCCGGCUUUUCAGUACCUUUAUUGAAAGUUAAGUCAUCUGCUGGUUCAAUAAAUGGAAUCUGCUCCUCAAACAAGUGUUCAUACCCAUUUUCAGUGUACUCUGAUCUGCAGUUAUCACUUUGUAGAGGUGUAGAUGACCGUGCAUCAGAAGAAUCUCAAACGGUCCGUGGUUUUCUUGAUGAACUGUUUGGUAUGGAUGUCAAAAAUGGAGAUGAUGGAAGUUCGUUCAAAGGUGUUGACUCCUCUCACCUGUAUAGUGAUUGUGUGCCUACUAGUUCAUCUGGUAGUUUCGAUUUGAUUCAACAAGAUGUUUGCGACAGUUCUCCGGUUGACAAUCUCUUCCAAAACAAUUAUAUGCUUCCAAGAUACUUAGCAGAUGACAUGAAAAGAAUUAUAAGUGAAGAUUUAUCCUAUUCAAAACGUCCACAGUUCCAAACUACGAGCAAUCCCCACAUGUCUGAAAAGUUCAAUCGGAGUAGUGACAGCGGAAUUUCAAUCUCUUCGCGGUCUUCUAAACCAUCUACUCUUAGCUACAGCGAACAUGUCGCCCAGCGGAUGUCAAACCAAAGCGAUGCUAUUUCAACCUCUAAAUCAGUUUCUAUAUCUUCUUUCCCACUCGACAAAACAAAGAAUAUGGCCCAUUUUGAUCGGUUGGUUAAACUUCAAGAAGAACGAAUGCAGCUCCACUAA